This is a messenger RNA of Mollisia scopiformis, 2110 nucleotides long. RefSeq lists its product as uncharacterized. The coding region runs from base 473 to 1996 and encodes 507 amino acids. The transcript has 2 exons. The record is from RefSeq and is a predicted model, not a curated record. Lineage: Eukaryota; Fungi; Ascomycota; Leotiomycetes; Helotiales; Mollisiaceae.
CCGCUCUCUCCCACGAGUUCCCUCUCCUCUCCCACUUUCACUCCCCUCUCUCUCAUAAAUCAGUUCCGCACCCAUGCUUCCGUACUUAUCAGUCGAAGCAAAGGUCGUACCACAUUGAAGUGUUCUAUUGCCUCUUCAAGCACGCUCUCCUCUCCCUCUCCAGUUCUUGAAGCACGCGUACGGCUGUCAGUCGCGGCGGUGAUGAGAUAAGUACUUUGUGGUUUUCGAGAUAAGCCAUCUGAUAACCUUUAAAUACGCCAUCUGCUUCGUUUCAUUUCGGCCAAGCAGCAAGACCAAUUCACUUCACGGGUUUCACCGUGUAUUUCAUCGCCAAUUCGGAACCGUGCCGACAUCACUUUGCUCGAGAGCCAGGUCACGGUUCUACUUUCCAUUCACAUUUACCUCUUCCAAAGUCGAGAAAUCUUUUGUCCUCGUCGAUCUUCACACCGCCCAAGAUUGAAAAGAUUUCAAGAUGGUCCUCUCUAUCAGUCGAGACCAGUUGCUUCUUAGUCUCGGGAUCCUCUUUCUCCUGUCGACUUGUAUUACUUUGGCAAUAAACAAACGGCAGCGAGAUGCGAUGCUGGAAAGACUGCACUUUCAUCGUCGACGGGAAUCUGGGGCUUCAACGCCUCCACGUUCGUUCUCACCAAGUAAGAAGGCUCCGAUAGUUACGGGUGGAAGUCCGGAUUACAGCACUACGUUCCCACCCUCGAGACGUGAGGUACUUCCUGAGCUUGCCAAGACUCUCCCUACUGCCAACGCCCAAAUUCUCCUCAAAACGGAACCCUGCCCAGACUUUUUUCUCAAGAACCCUUUGCCAAUGACGCAGUCAUACGCCGUAGACAGCGAUGCGCCCAAGUAUACACCUACCGGUUUCUCGACAGCCGAGAUCAAGGCCAUGGGUGAUUUCCCUGCAUAUGAUAUCCUCACCGAAACUCCACUGCCUCAAGCCUACCAAAACUUUGACUCGACUAAAGCUCUUCCUCGGCCAUACAGACCAUUCAGAUGGGCUUAUCACCAGACCAUGUCUUUUGUCAAGAUGGAACCAGACUGGUGGCUCGAAGUUGAAAAUACCUAUGUUGCCAGGAUCAAAGAGCGUCAAGACCUGUUCCGAGAGUACGGCCCCAAGGUCCUUGACUAUAUGCCUGGAUCCGAACUUGUUUGCAAAGAGUUGAUGGAGAUGUGCCUACUGUUCUAUUGCGCCAGAUACCCAGCGUGUUUCUCCUUGUCAGAAGACAAGAAAGUCUUCCACAAUCACUUGCUUGGAAAUACUACUGAAAUUAAACGCUACCACCCGCUGCAUAUCCUACUCAAUAACAUACCAGAAGAUUUCGCCAUUGUCCUACGAAAUGAGGAGGACGGGAUGUACUACUUCCGUGCUGGUGUCAUUUGCAGCUCACUGGGCUGGAACGUGGGAACCAAGAUCGGCAUGCAGCUUAAAGAAAUCCACACUCCCAUUCCAGAUUAUAAGGAGAAGAUGUCUUUCAGCAUGGACCGAUACUUCGCCAGAAUGCCUGUGAAUUCUCCAAUCCAGCGUGGAAGCUGGGGACUAGAGGUCGGGUCGCCGUUGUUCAUGCCACCAGGGCAUCCCCACGAGAAGCUCAGGGAGAUUCAGGAUCCAGACUUGAAGAUUGAGAAUUGCAACUUGCGGGUUGACUGGCAGACUUUGAGACGAUUGCCAUUAAGUGGUGGUAUAGUGUUCAAUUUCACUGCGCUCUUCACGCCGAUUCCGGAGUUCAGAGACGAGCCCUAUGUGCCAGCGUUGGUAGCGAAGAUCUUGAAGGACGGCAAGAAAACUCUCAUGGAUUACAAGGGUACCUGGCACGUGGAGCAUAUCUGCAUUCCUGCACUAGAGGAGUACAAUCGAGAACAAGUUGAGAAGGGAUUAGUGAAGCCGGAGAACGAGGGCGAUGAGACAUGGACUGAAGGGACAUUGAAUGAAUAUCCCUACUUCCCAGGCUGGGAAGAGAAGUGGCAUCGUCAACAAGGUUUCUAGACGUAUGAAUGGCAAGGGAGGUCACAAAGGUCAAGAAGCGCCACGAGACAUGCAAAUAACGAUAUCACGAAAUCAAGAUACCAAUGAAUACUGCUACGCCGUCUCUUCCUUCUC